Molecule: messenger RNA, 902 nt
Organism: Polypterus senegalus (gray bichir)
Lineage: Eukaryota; Metazoa; Chordata; Cladistia; Polypteriformes; Polypteridae
Product: chymase-like
Exons: 5
Coding region: 18-758 (246 amino acids)
Biological process (GO): proteolysis
Molecular function (GO): serine-type endopeptidase activity
Source: RefSeq, a predicted model, not a curated record
UGCAGAAGCAAUCAGCCAUGCUGCAAGUUUACUGGAUUACCAUCGCUGCUGUCUGUGUGGGACUGGCAGGUGUUUCUGGUGACAAGAUCAUCGAUGGGACAGAAGCCAAAGCACACAGCCGACCCUACAUGGCAUUCUUGGAGAUAAGAAAAGGCAAAAACAUAUCCAGCUGUGGUGGUUUCCUCAUUCUUCCAAACUUCAUCCUGACUGCUGCACACUGCCAAGGAAAGAGUAUCACUGUCCUUCUCGGGGCUCAUGAUCUCUCAAAGAAAGAGAGCUCCCAGCAGGUGAUACCAGUAGAGAAGAUCAUUCCUCAUGAAUCUUAUAAUGAUAUAACCCUAGAGAAUGACAUCAUGCUUCUGAAGCUGCAGCACAAGGCCAAUCUCACAAAUGAGGUGAAAACCAUCAGCAUUCCAAAAAGAAAUGAGGCCUUCAACCACAAAAAAUGUUCUGUGGCAGGAUGGGGACGCACUAAAACCAAUGGGACAGGAAGCCACGUGCUGAGAGAGGUGGAGGUCAAUGUAAACUUUAUAUCACGUUCUCGAAUCUUUGCAAGAGGGAACGGAAUAAAAGGCGCCUGUAAUGGAGAUUCAGGGGGACCACUGGUUUGCCCAGGCUUUAUAAACAAGCCUACAGCUGUUGGCAUUGUGUCUUAUGGCCCAAAAACAUGUGAAGAUCAAGGCAGUAAUGCCUACACAAAGGUGUCUGCGUACCGGGACUGGAUUGAAAAGAAAAUCAAUGCCAGCUCUUCUGCUUGAAGUCUCUUCCAGAGCCAGGAUGAGCCAAUAAACCAGCGGAUUUUAUAUCACACGUUUGUAACCAAUUCACUCAAAAAGAGUAAAGAAUGCUGGGUAGCUUUGCUGCUGUUUUCAAAUCAUACUAACUAGCACAUGUAACUGCUU